AUGCCAUCUUGGGAGAUGUUGGAGCUGAUACGUCCUCUGGCAUGGGAGGGAAAUAUCCAGCGCACUAAUGCCCUUGUGCAAUAUCUAGUGACUCAUGCUGCGGACCGCCGGAUUCUAUUCAAUGAAGGAGGGAAGAAACCUGAUGAUGAAGGCCCUCCAUCUGGCAGCAACAAAACUAAGAUAUGCGCGGUGAUCGCACAGCACAUAUUUGAGACAGAUCAGGAGUAUAUGGGGUGGUAUUCUGAAGACCCGGCCAAGUUCACAAGCACAGUGACCAAUCGUUUAAAUUACCUUAUGAACAAAUACAAGAGACACUGCGGUCGCUUCUCACAGACUGGUGCAGGCAUUGACCCGUCUCAACCUAAUGCCAGCAAUAAUCUACUUGAACAAGUGAUCCUGGAGUUCCCAUGGUACAGCGCUCUCGACAACAUUUGGGGGCACAACCCUGCAUAUGCCCCCAAGACAUUUUCAUCCACUCAAGGGGUGAAUCACGCAGGUGACAUGAUUGCACUCAUGUCAAAGCACAAGGGAAAAGAAAAGGAGGUCCCUCCUGAUCUCGACGACAAAGUGAUGGAGACUGCCGAUGAUGGCCUUUCUCCCCCUGCCCCUGCCAUCAAUACCCCCCCUGCCCCUGCCGUCAAUGCUCCCCCUGCCCCUGCCAUCAAUGCUCCCCCUGCUCCUGCUGUCAACGCUCCUGCCAUCAAUGCUCCUGCCAUGGAUGCUCCCCCCGCUGCCCCCCACCUCAAUCCUCCCAUCGACUAUUAUACGCUGGAGGAUGACCACUUUUUUGAAAACCUGGAGGAGCAGCAAGGGGACUUUGAGAUGGGGGACCAGGAGCAGACAGGCCCCCAGGAUCGUGUUGCCGGCAAGCGCCCCUUCUCAUUGCCCUUGCCACCACCUACACCCCCCGCCCACCUCUCAUGGGACCUUCAGGUCCCAUGUGGGCUGCGCGAUGGGCGAUCACGACAUUCACUCACCCCCAUCACCCCAAUCCAUCACAUCAUCAUCGGCAGCAUCAUCAUCAGCAUGCACAAUUAUCCUCACAUCGGUUGA
Messenger RNA from Suillus bovinus, 1053 nucleotides. RefSeq lists its product as uncharacterized. The transcript has 3 exons. The record is from RefSeq and is a predicted model, not a curated record. Bases 1 to 1053 code for a protein of 350 amino acids. Lineage: Eukaryota; Fungi; Basidiomycota; Agaricomycetes; Boletales; Suillaceae.